AAACGGUUCGAUUCAUUUUCCCACCACCAGCGGAUUCUGGCAUCAGAAAUCAUAACAAAUAAAUAAUCAUAACAAAUAAAGCAACCUAGCAUAAUGUCGUGUAAGUUCGAGGAUAUUCAGGAGAAAAUAGAGAGUGGCGUUUACAAACUAGCCACUAAUUGCAAGAGUACACGCAGCACCGUUUGGCAAGUGUACCGGAAGAUUGAGAAGGACGAUGGGACAAUUCUGGAGCAAGUCUUGUACUGCAUUGGUUGUAAAAGCAUAAUGUCCUUUAUCCACAAGUCCACGACGAACCUACGGCGUCACAAAUGUCACCUUCAGUACCUUAAGAAGCAGGCAAUUUGCAAUCUGGACACGAGCGAGCAAUCUAAAAUGGAUGAAGAUGGUGGAGACACAACUGAGGAGGACCGACAAUCCCUCUCGGACGACAUCGAGAUCAAACCCACUGCUGUAGAUGUGGCUGCGUAUGUUUCUGGAAUCGUCCCCGCAGAUUCCUCAGCAAUUCCAACGCUUACCCACCCUCCUAAUCGCCUUCAUCAACGGCAGCUGUCUGACGCUCGGGAUAUUUCAUUAACCCACGAUGUCAGCGGGGUUGAAGAGUCUAAUAUUUACGCGCAGACAUGGUCCCUGGAGUUUCGCAAACUUAGCGAAGAUCAAAAAUUCUACGCCAAAAGAGCCAUAGAUGAAAUCUUUGUCUUGGGAAGGUUGAGACGCUUAACUCUAAAUACAGUAACUCCGGCGGAGUAAAUUUGUAAGGGCCUUUGCAUUAAGGUUCAAUAUAAGACCGAUCUUUUUAUGUUGUAUAUACAGUAUUUUAACUGCUGUGCUGCAGCAAUAUUUUGUUUUUUGAUGUAAAGUUUUGCUGAUUUAUUUAUAAAACUCUGGGAAACCCCAUCCAAUAUGUA
Drosophila ananassae is the source of this 905-nucleotide messenger RNA. RefSeq lists its product as uncharacterized. The coding region runs from base 94 to 747 and encodes 217 amino acids. The transcript has a single exon. Gene Ontology annotation, molecular function: DNA binding. NCBI's taxonomy places the organism in Eukaryota, Metazoa, Arthropoda, Insecta, Diptera, Drosophilidae. The record is from RefSeq and is a predicted model, not a curated record.